AUGGAGAGUUACCUGAGAAAAUGGUGUUUGGUUCUUGUGUUGGUUCUGGUUUUGGGUUUAGGGUUUAAAGUAAAAGCAGAGCCUAUAGUUCCAUGUUACUUCAUCUUUGGUGAUUCUUUGGUAGAUAAUGGAAACAACAACGGUCUUGCUUCUAUUGCAAGAGCCGAUUAUUACCCUUACGGCAUCGAUUUCGAUACGCCCCGCCCAACUGGCCGCUUUUCCAACGGAAAAACAACCGUCGAUGUGAUCGCUACGGAACUGGGGUUCGAUAACUACAUCCCUGCGUAUAGUGAUGUGAGUGGCGAGCAGAUACUUCAAGGAGUCAACUAUGCAUCUGCAGCUGCAGGAAUCAGAGAUGAAACCGGUCAACAAUUGGGACAAAGAGUAACAUUUAGUGGACAAGUCCGGAAUUAUCUAAACACAGUGUCACAAGUGGUGCAAAUUCUUGGAGAUGAGUAUGCUGCAGCUGAUUACCUUAAGAGAUGCGUCUACUCUGUUGGUUUGGGAAGCAAUGACUAUCUUAAUAACUACUUCAUGCCUCAAUAUUACGCUACUAGCAGACAGUACAGUAUUGAAUCGUACGCUGAUGAUCUUAUUAAUCGUUACAGCGACCAGCUCAAUUUACUAUACAAUUAUGGAGCUAGAAAGUUUGCAUUGGUAGGAGUUGGAGCCAUCGGAUGCAGCCCGAACGCGCUCGCACAAGGCAGCCUUGACGGUAGAACUUGCGUGGAGCGUUUCAACUUGCCCAACCGAAUCUUCAACAACAAGCUACGGAAUAUGGUCCAUCAGCUCAACAACGAUCUCCCUGAUGCUAAGUUCACCUACAUUAAUGCUUAUGGCGUUUUCCAGGAAAUAAUCGCCAAUCCCUCUGCUUAUGGGUUUACGGUUACGAACGCUGCGUGCUGCGGAGUUGGAAGGAACGGAGGCCAGCUAACGUGUUUACCAGGACAACCCCCGUGUCAGAACCGGGAUGAGUACGUGUUUUGGGAUGCGUUUCAUCCAACAGAUAAAGCCAACACCAUCAUUGCACAGAGAUCUUUCAAUGCGAGAACGUCUUCUGACGUUGAUCCAAUUGAUAUCGCAACGUUGGCACGGCUUUGA
This is a messenger RNA of Microthlaspi erraticum, 1101 nucleotides long. NCBI's taxonomy places the organism in Eukaryota, Viridiplantae, Streptophyta, Magnoliopsida, Brassicales, Brassicaceae. The record is from the annotation of a GenBank genome assembly.